AUGGCUGAUUCGUUCCGUUAUGUCCUAGUAACCGGUGCUACUGGCCUGAUUGGGGCCCAUGCUGUUGACAACUUACUAUCCAAGGGCAUCAAAGUCCGCGCAGUGGCUCGAUCGAAGGAGAAAGCAAACGCUUUUCUUUUGGAACGACCGGCGCAUGCCGCAGACUUGGAUUUUUUCUAUAUCAAUGAUCUGACCGAUGUGCACGCAUUCGAUGAUGCAGUAAAAGACAUUGAUGGUGUUAUACACAUUGCUAGUCCGCUGAGAUACGAUUUCGAUGACAAUGAGAGAAACUUAAUCGUACCGGCCAUUCAAGGGGUCAAAUCUAUUAUGAAAGCAAGCUUAACCUCUGGAAUCCGAAGAAUUGUCUUGACCUCGUCCUUUGGCUCGGUUCUUGACAUAAGCAGACCCGAAGAUAUACCUUGGAAGUACACUUCAGUGGACUGGAACCCAAUCACUUAUGCCGAAGCCGCGUCACCUAAUGCAACAGCACAAGAUGCAUACAGGGGUUCUAAAACGAUUGCUGAGCAGGAGGCAUGGAAAUUUACGAAAGAAUGGAACCCGCAAUUCGAUCUUGUAACGCUGUGUCCAUCAAUGGUGUUUGGGCCGCUAGCUACCUCCCCAACAUCGCUACGUGAUCUUAAUGAGUCCAACAUUAUGCUCUGGAAAGUCGCAUCUCGAGGGCCAAGUCAGCCGCUGCCACCUUGUCGGUUCAAUUUUUGGAUCGAUGUUCGAGAUCUGGCAGAAAUCCAUGUUCAAGCCCUGUUAGUUCAAGCUGCUGGUGGGAAGCGAUUUAUUCCAGUGUCCCCUGAACCAUUCACGUAUGAAAAGGCAUCAGAAACUAUUUCUGUAUCAUUUGAAUCUUUGAAAUCGAAAGUGUCAACUGGUGUACAGGAAGUGAAAACACACGUCUCCGUCGACAUGGACCCCGUGCAAGAGCAUUUUCCCAACGUGAAAUACACACCAUUCACGAAAACUGUAACUGAUUUGAUAAGUCAAGUAGAGAGAUUUGCUUGA
This is a messenger RNA of Talaromyces rugulosus, 1014 nucleotides long. RefSeq lists its product as uncharacterized. Gene Ontology annotation, molecular function: oxidoreductase activity, acting on the CH-OH group of donors, NAD or NADP as acceptor. The transcript is spliced from 3 exons. The coding region runs from base 1 to 1014 and encodes 337 amino acids. NCBI's taxonomy places the organism in Eukaryota, Fungi, Ascomycota, Eurotiomycetes, Eurotiales, Trichocomaceae. The record is from RefSeq and is a predicted model, not a curated record.